CAUAGCAGUGUAACUGUGUUGGCUCUUUUAACUCCCAUCCCAGAAGCGCACAGUGACAGCAGUGUUGCCCUUUAACUCCCGUCCAUCCCAGGCAGUCCCCAGAUCCGAUCUUCACUGAUUUCGUAAACAAACCCACCACCGACAACUGUGUAGUCGAUUCAUCUAUAUCUCUGUUCCCUUUUCUUCCAGAUAAAAUCCCAAAUUUCCCUCCCCUCCUCCCCUGAAUCGAAAAAACACACGACCAUAUUUAUAAUGAUUUCGACGUUUUUGCACCAAAGGCCCAUCCAUAACCCGUUUUCGAGUCAGUACCUAUUGUCCCCUCGCUCUAACUCGACUUCCCAAAGACCCAUGUCGAUUUUCAACCCCACCGCCCUUCUCAUUCUCUUGUCUCUCCUGGUUGUCGUCGGGGUCUUUUUGCCCUGGGCGGGCAUGCCCGACUUAAUCUUCUCGACCACCGGAUCACCUUCCCUUACCAAGUGGCGCCACUACUCGCUGGCACAAGCUGCUUCUUUUGUGGCCAAGAAUGGCACCGUGAUCGUUUGCGCCGUUAGCCAGCCUUACUUGCCCUUUCUUAACAACUGGUUGAUUAGCAUCUCCAGGCAAAAGCAUCAAGAUAAGGUCCUCGUGAUUGCCGAGGACUACGCCACGCUCUAUAAGGUGAACGAGCGGUGGCCCGGCCACGCAGUCCUCGUCCCUCCUGCCCCCGAUGCACAAACUGCCCACAAGUUUGGUUCUCAGGGAUUCUUCAAUUUUACAUCCCGAAGACCACGCCACCUACUACACAUUUUGGAGCUUGGAUAUAAUGUUAUGUACAAUGACGUUGAUAUGGUCUGGUUGGCUGAUCCGUUCUUCUAUUUGCAAGGAAAUCACGAUGUGUACUUUACAGAUGAUAUGGCAGCAGUAAAACCACUACAACACUCUCAUGAUCUGCCACCGCCGGGGAAAAAGGGGCGCACUUACAUAUGUAGCUGUAUGAUUUUCCUUCGCCCAACGACUGGAGCAAAACUGGUUAUGAAGAAGUGGAUCGAGGAACUUCAAGUGCAGCCAUGGUCCAAAGUAAAGAAGGCAAAUGAUCAGCCUGCUUUUAAUUGGGCAUUGAACAAAACUGUUGGAGCGGUGGAUCUCUAUUUACUUCCCCAGGAAGCAUUUCCAACUGGAGGAUUAUACUUCAAAAACCAGACAUGGGUGCAGGAAACCAAGGGAAAGCAUGUUAUAAUUCACAAUAAUUAUAUCACAGGUUUUGAGAAGAAGAUAAAGCGCUUCCGUGACUUUGGCCUCUGGUUGGUUGAUGAUCAUGCCCUCGAGUCCCCUUUAGGCAGACUAUGAUAAAUUGAAAACCAUGUAUCUCCCUGUACAACCAAGCAGACCCUUGGUGAUCGCAAAAUGCUUCUAGUUGGGUGACCUUGGCCUUCUUGCUUAAUGACUGCUCCCGUGAAAUCUGAGAGAGGAAACCUUGCUUGAGCAUCCAACUCUUUUUAUGUGCUGAUGGGUCCCUUUGGGCAGAAAUUUCCCACUACUUCUUUGGUGUCUUGGCAGUGUGUCCCAGAUUACAGAAAGGAGGUGUCAAUUAGUUGUAACAGUUAGAUUUUGAUGCCAAUCAGCUUUCUAUUAUUUUCCUUUUUAAAAAAAAAAAAAAAAAUUCCUGUUUUCUGCGUAAAUUCAAAUUUGUGAACAAUUUAUAAUUCAUUAUACAUCUGACCAUUUUUAUUUUUGCAAA
Molecule: messenger RNA, 1717 nt
Organism: Carya illinoinensis
Lineage: Eukaryota; Viridiplantae; Streptophyta; Magnoliopsida; Fagales; Juglandaceae
Product: UDP-D-xylose:L-fucose alpha-1,3-D-xylosyltransferase MGP4
Exons: 4
Coding region: 253-1326 (357 amino acids)
Cellular component (GO): Golgi apparatus
Molecular function (GO): glycosyltransferase activity
Source: RefSeq, a predicted model, not a curated record